ACUUCGUAUUUUUUUGCGGUAGACGAGCAACCGAGAUCGUAGGUACCUGCUCGAUUUGUUAUUGUUUUGUGUUUUUGUUGUCGUUCACCCUGAGACCAAACUAAACCAAUUCUAAACCGUACCCGUCCUGAAAAAUGUACCAAUAAGCAACUCUUUUGUGACAUUGUGGUUGUGUUUUUAACAGAAACCUUUAAGCUGUGGAAUAAUUGUGAUUUUCAUUAAUAAUUUUUGUGUUAUGCGAUUUGAAUGAUGCCACAAACUAUAAUCUAGGGGUUGGAAUUGAGAGUGUACCCCAAAAUGUUGAAUGUGCUCUUUUUGAUUUUGUAUUUUGGAUUGUUAGUCGGUGCUGAAGAUGAAGUUGCCACCAAUAGCUUUGGUAUCGAAACAGAACCUUCUUGCGCGAGCAAUCAAUUCAAAUGCAAAGAUGGCAAAUGUAUACCGAUAAGUUGGCACUGUGACUCCAGCCGGGAUUGCGAUGAUGGGAGUGACGAACCAGAAGACUGCCAGAAGAACCACAAUUGUCGAUCGGAUCAGUUUCAAUGUUCUUUAACCAAGAAGUGUUUACCUACAGGUUGGGUAUGCGACGAAGAAAAAGACUGUGGAGUAUCACCUGAACUUGGUCCCGAUACAUCCGACGAAGAUCCGAAACGUUGCACAAAGGAAGCGAAAUGUAAAUGGAACGAAGCUCUAUGUGGGGAAGGAACAGAAUGUAUACCGAUCGUAAAGUUCUGUGAUGGACAUGGCGACUGUUCGGGAAAUAGCGAUGAAUGGGAUUUCUGCCAAAACUAUACUGAGGCUUGCAACAGAUUACAGUGUUCUUUCGGUUGCAAGCCCACUCCGAAAGGCCCUCAGUGCUACUGUCCUCUUGGAAAGAAGCCUUUGGAUAACAAAUGUGUCGAUGCGGACGAAUGUGAGCUUGAUGAUUCCUGUUCGCAAUCGUGCACCAACACGAUAGGAUCGUACUUGUGUUCAUGCGUGCCUGGGUAUAAACUUAACGGGACCGAUUGUACCGCUAUCAACUUUCCUCCUUCGGAACCACCAUCUUUAAUAUUUUCCACCCAAACUGAAAUUCGAAGAGUGACACUAGAAGGCAAGCCAUUUCCUGGAAAUUCAACGUUGCGUUUACUGAAUAGCAAUGCCCUGGAAUUCAUCCACCGGAACCAUACUGUAUGUUACGUGCAUCAUAAUGUAACGAAGGCUUCGUUUAUGUGUGCUAAUGUAAACGAUUUAAACCAAAGAUGGUCUUUGAACGUUGGAUCUCCACUUCUAGAAGUAGAUUUGGUACAACAAUUGGCACUGGAUUGGAUCACAGAAAACUGGUACUUUAUGGACGAUCAACGGGAGAUCAUACUUGUGUGUACCCAUGACUUGAUGUGGUGUAAUAUUCUUGUUGAGUACGACCUGAGCAAACCAAGAGCAAUUACAUUGGAUCCAACAAGCGGCUACCUGUUUUUCACAAAAUGGGGGCAUUCUUCUCCUAUGCUAGAACGUGUUAACAUGGAUGGUACCGACAGAAGAUCCAUCGUAGAUCAUACAAUUGUUUACCCGUACGGAGUUUCAGUGGAUAUUCCUACCAAGAGAGUCUAUUGGGUGGAUACAUACUUAGAUUAUGUGGAAAGAGUCGAUUAUGACGGGAGAAACCGAAGAACGGUACUAAGAGGUACUAAAGUACAAAAUUUAUAUGGAAUUACCGUGUUCCAAAAUAGUAUAUUUGUGUCUUCCUGGUAUAAUAACAGUAUACUGGAGCUGCAUAAGUUUAAGCAAGAAGAAAAGAGCGUCGUUGUUAAUAUUAGUAGACCUUUUAAUGUAUACGUUUUCCACAGACAGCGCCAACCAGAUGUUGCCCAUCCAUGCAAAACCAUGAACGACUGUGAUCACCUCUGCAUCCCAACAUGGAACGGUGCCAUAGCCAUCAAGAAGUGCAUCUGCGCAACAGGUUACACGCUGACCGACCAAAGAAGAUGCUCGAAAGAAUUGCCUUCAACUUUUUUACUAGUAUCUAAAAGCCGUCCGUUUUCAAUAAGAGGUAUAGAUUUGAAUACCGGGAAUGAAACUAUAGUUCCUAUCAUGAACAUUGGCAGGCCUAAAGGGCUGGAUUUCGACGUAAAAACCAAAAGUAUAUUUUUCGCCGAUGCGCUCAGCUUGACAGUUAACCAAGUACCUGUUACAAAUACCACGGACGUAAAAGUCCUGUUAAAAAACGUAGUUUGUGAUGGCCUUGCUUUCGACUGGAUUUCCAGGAAUAUUUACUGGACAAGCCUGGAGAAAGGAAGUAUUAGCGUUACUAAAUUAGCGAAUACUUCUAUUACGAGAACACUCAUAGAAAGUAGCAAUUACAGUCCUACUUCUAUAGCUGUAGAUCCUUACAAUGGUGUUAUGUAUUGGGCUGAUUGGUCCAGUUUAUCUCCGGAGAAAGGUCGUAUAGAUACGGCUAAUAUGGAUGGUACGAACAAAAGAGCAUUUUUAGUCGAAAAAAUACAUUGGCCCACUGGAUUGGCCAUCGAUUACCAGACAAAGAGGAUAUUUUGGGGCGAUAAGCACCUCAAAAUUAUACAAAGUGUCGACUUUACCGGAAAAGAUCAAAGAACUGAAACUAUAGGUGGAGUGGAUUCUCCAGUUAGCUUGGCUAUCGGUGCAGGAGCUACUAAACAUUUGUAUUUUAUUGAGAUGGCCAAAGGUGCUAUAAUGGCCUACAGGAACGACACGGGAGCCAGAAAAGUUUACGUUGGAAAUAUGCCUAUUUUUGAUAUCAAACUCUUCGAUGAACAAGCGCAUAAAGGAGAUAAUGAUUGUUCUGUGUCAACCUGUCCCGAACUAUGUCUACCACUACCUGAUCAUGGUUCCACGUGCGCAUGCUCCGAUGGAUAUCAGUGGACGAAUGGCAGCUGUAUCAAAGCGGCUAACGUCACAGCGCCCCCUAGCUGUCCUCCAGAAAUGUUUCAAUGUACUCAAAAGAGACACUGCAUUCCUAUUGCGUACCUAUGCGAUACGGUUGACAAUUGUGGAGACGGUUCUGAUGAGUUGCUUGAACCUGGUGGUCCCUGCCAUAAUGUGACCUGUGGAGAAAAUCAACUAAAGUGUGACAAGACCAGUUGUAUCGCAAAACUUUGGGUAUGCGAUGGAGAAAAAGACUGCUUGGAUGGAACUGACGAAAACCCAGAAAUCUGCUCUCAAGUAUGUCCGCCUACAAAAUUCAAAUGCAAAAAGUCCAGAAGGUGUCUUCCUGCCAGCUGGCGUUGUGACAACGUUCACGAUUGUGGAUUCGAUGACCACAGCGAUGAAACUGAUUGCGAAACUUCUCCAUGCGAAAUAAACGAAUUUACAUGCAAAAACGGCCAAUGCAUAGCCUCCAGAUAUUACUGCGACUCAAUUAAAGACUGUGACGAUGGUAGCGACGAGUUCAACUGUGUCACUUGCGAUCCAGCAACUGAAGUCCCGUGUAAACCGAGGGACGAAUGCCUUCCGAAGUCAGUGGUGUGCGAUGGUAAGGUCAACUGUCCUGAUGGAUCGGACGAGAAGGAUUGCGGGCCGAAAAUCGAGUGCGAACCGGAAGAAUUUAAUUGCUCCAAUUUUGAAUGUAUUCCAAAGGAAUUCGUUUGUGACUCGGAUCUUGACUGCAUAGAUGGCUCUGACGAAAUGAACUGUGAUCCUGGCAGAUUGAAGAAUGCUACUAACGCCAAAACCCACAGCUUCGUCUGCGAUUUGCCCGACAAGGCCUGUGAUAACAACACCAAGUGUAUAUCGGCUGUCAAAUUAUGCGACAAUAGACAGGAUUGCGCAGACGGGUCUGACGAAGUCGACAAGAUGUGUCAAUAUCACAACAUGACAAGUUUCCGGCUCUCCUCCUCUUGCGAAUACCCUUCUAGACUGUGUGACAACGGCACGAAGUGCGUCGACGUAGAGAAGUUAUGUGACGAGCGCAAAGACUGCGAGGACGGUUCGGACGAAGGACUAAGGUGUUCCGAUAUGCUCUGCGAACAUAGCAUCAUGUGCUCCCACGACUGUCACAACGCUCCCGAAGGAUUGAUUUGUACCUGUCCGAAAAAUCUUUUGCUUCAACCCGACAAGAUCAACUGCAAGGCUACACAUCCCUGCGAGGCUUUAGGAGCCUGUUCACAACUGUGCAUACCAAGAGGUUCCCGCUACAAAUGCACAUGCGUAGACGGUUACGUCAUCCAAGACGACGGUUUCACCUGUAAAAGUACUGACAAUGCAAGACCGUACGUCAUUUUCAGCAAUCGACACGAGCUUAGAGGUGUGGAUCUCCAUACGUUCGGUCUAAAAUCUUUCAUAGCCAGUUUGAAAAACACCAUAACUUUAGAUUUCUACCACAAAAAUGACACUAACAUGAUCUUUUGGACUGACGUGAUCGAUGAUAAGAUAUAUAGAGGUACUAUCGUUGGUGGAUCGUUAGGAAAUAUUGAAGUGGUUGUACAAACUGGCCUUACUACGGCCGAGGGACUUGCUGUUGAUUGGCUUGGGGAAAACCUAUAUUGGGUGGAAAGCAGCCUGGACCAAAUCGAAGUGGCUAAACUAAACGGCAGUUUCAGACGGACUUUAGUAGCUGGAGACAUGGAAAGUCCCAGAGCAAUCGCAGUGGAUCCUCGAGACGGAUAUCUCUUCUGGACGGACUGGGAUAGACAACUUCCCAGGAUCGAACGCUGUUCCCUGGCUGGUUCGGACCGGAAAGUAGUCGUUAGAAUUGAGUACAACGGCUGGCCGAAUGGUAUCACUUUGGACUACACCACUAGGAGGAUAUAUUGGGUAGAUGCUAGAUCGGAUUCUAUACAUACAUCGAAUUAUGAUGGAGGAGAUGUUCAUGAAAUCAUGAGACAUCCUGAGGUGCUGUCCCAUCCUUUUGCGAUUACGGUCUUUGAGAAUUUUGUUUAUUGGACAGAUUGGCGUACGAACAGCGUAUUUCGAGCUAACAAAUUCACAGGAGGCGACGUCAGAGUGAUACAAAGAACCCUUUCUCAACCUUUCGACAUCAAAAUUUUACACCCCAGCCGACAACCAACAGAUGGCGUUAAUCCUUGUGGAACCAACAACGGUGGAUGCUCUCACUUGUGUUUGAUACACUUCAACAAGACGUAUAAAUGUGACUGUCCCCAUAUCAUGCGACUAAGCGAAGACAACAAGACCUGUGUCGUUAACGAUAAAGUUCUUUUGAUAGCAAAAACUAACGAAAUCAGAGGAGUAGACAUCUUACAACCCUACUAUCAUACUAUACCGACUAUAAGCAUUCCACAAGUUGUUAGUCCUGUUCAAAUUGAAUACCUUUCCCGAAAUCGUACUCUGUACUUUGCAGAUUUUCAUAUCAACGAAAUAAAAAGAACUAGUUUAACACAUGGGCCUUCAGAAACACUGUUAGACACAGGACUACAGAAUCCUUCAGGUCUGGCACUCGAUUGGAUCUCCGAUCUGCUCUAUGUAUCAUCAAAAGUCGGCAUCAUGGCAUCGAACCUUAAAGGGGAGUUUAUAACAAAGAUAGUAGAUAAUAUCAACGUAUUGUCUGUGUGUGUUGAUCCUCCUAGAGGCAACCUAUAUUGGAUAUCUUCGGUAAAUGAUACAGAAUCUGUAGAGACCAGCGCCAUGGAUGGAUCGUCAAGAAAAACCAUCGUUCCUAAUCUUAAGCCCAGUUCGAAGAGCCUGACUCUUGAUAUUAAAUCAUCUAAAUUGUUCUGGGUUAGUGACCUGGAAGUCUACUAUAGUAACCUAGAUGGUAGUGAAGUACAAAAGUUAAACCUGUCGAAACAAGUAUCUGUAUCAGCUAUUACAGUUUACCACGACAAACUUUACUAUGCAGAUGACAACGACCAAUCUGUUCACUCAGUGGAUAAAUUAACAGGAACAAAUGAUUUGAUCCUACGAAACAGCACUGGUGGAGUACUAUCCUUGAGAAUAUACGACCCCAGUGAGCAACAGGGGGCACAUCCUUGCCAGAACAAAAGAUCAGGCUGUCAGCAUUUAUGUAUUCCUACAUCUUCCACAAAAUUUACCUGCAAAUGUGCCACAGGCUACAACCCAGAUCCGAAUAAUUCGUUUAAAUGUAUAGGAAUGGAAGAAUUCUUGUUUUAUUCGAUAAACUGGGAACUUCAGGGGCUAUCUCUAGAUGGGAAAAAUGAUACACAAGUUUUGGGUCCGAUUUCAAGAAUCUCCAGUGCUACAACAAUCGACUUUGUAGCUGCUGAUGAUUUUGUGUUUUGGGCUGAUAGUGAUCACGGAACUGUGAGCAGAGUUAAAAGAGACGGUACUGAUAGAAGUUUUGUUUUAGAGCAACCAGAAAUGCUAGAGAAUAUACUCGUCGACUGGCUAACGGGUAUAGCGAUUGAUUGGAUCGCCAAAAAUAUUUAUUGGUGCGAUUCGAAGAGAGGUACCAUUGAAGUAGCUAGAUUGGAUGGUUCUAAACAAAAUGUUUUAUUUUCGUAUGAAAUAGGGAAACCAAAUUCGUUAGCUGUAGAUCCGAUUAGAGGAUAUUUAGUACGGGCUGGCGGAUCUAAAUUAGAGAUAGCAACUAUGGAUGGACAGAACAGAAGACUCUUAGUUGGCGAUGCUAAAUCUAUUUCUGACGUAGCUUUUGACUCGGACAACGAAUUUGUUUACUUCACUGAUAUACAGGCAAACACCAUCGAAAGAGUGAGCUAUGAUGGGCAAAAGAGAUCUGUAAUGCUUAAUCAGUCGUUAGAAAAUCCUAUAGCUUUAACUGUAUAUAAUAACAAAGUCUACUGGUUGGACACUACGUACGACAGAGGAAGUAUAUCUACAGCUUCUGCUUCUAAUAUGUCAGACUACAAGGUACUGUUAAGUGAUCUUGGAGAUUCCUUGAAAGACAUUCAAAUAUUUUCUAAAAAGAAACAAUCUGGUACUAACCCCUGUGCUAAAAAUAAUGGAGAUUGUGAGCAGUUGUGUUUGUUCAACGGUACUCAUCCAGUGUGCGUCUGUUCUCACGGUAGAAUUACCGCAGAUGGAAAAACUUGUGAACCUUUUGAAAGUUUCGUAAUGUAUUCCAGAGUAAUCAGCAUCGACUCUAUACAAAUGAUAGGAGACAAGAAUCUUCAGAAUUCACCACAGCCAACUAUCAAAAAUAACACUAUGUUAAAGAACGCUAUUGGCUUGUCGUUCAGCUACAAACAUCAACGAUUGUUCUAUUCUGAUAUUCAGAAAGGUUCCAUCAAUGCCGUAUACUUCAACGGCAGUGAUCAUAGAAUCAUAGUGGAACGACAAGGUUCUGUAGAAGGCUUAGCUUACGAACAGGUCUAUAAUUCUCUAUAUUGGACUUGCAAUAACGACGCUACCAUUAAUAGAGUGAACUUGACAGGCCAAAUUAAAAACGCCAGUGCUGUAGAAACGAUAGUGCGCAUGCGGGCUCAAGAUAAACCACGUGGCAUCGCUGUUGACAGUUGUGGCAGUAGAGUAUAUUGGUCCAAUUGGAAUCCGCAGCAACCCACAAUAGAAAGAGCGUUUUUGACAGGCUACGGAAGAGAAAGUAUCAUUAAAACCGAUAUUCGAAUGCCCAAUGCUAUUACUUUAGACCACAAGGCGCAGAAACUGUAUUGGGGUGAUGCACGAUUGGAUAAAAUUGAAAGAUGUGAAUAUGAUGGCACUAAAAGAGUUGUAUUAGCUAAAGUUACACCACAACAUCCUUUUGCUUUGGCAGUUUAUGGUGACUUCAUAUACUGGACCGACUGGAUGCUGCAUGCAGUCAUAAGAGCAGAUAAGUUCACGGGACAGUACAUCGUUUUGCUCAGAAGAGACGUAGCCAGACCUAUGGGUAUAGUCACAGUAGCUAACGAUACGGAGGACUGUUUUUCAAAUCCGUGUUUGAUCCAAAACGGAUUCUGUGAAGAGAUAUGCGGAUUGUCAGCCUCUGGUCAAGUAGAAUGUUCGUGUGAAGAGGGUCGAGUGCUUUCCGAACAAGGCCGAUGUCAUGCCAAAAUUUUGACCAACUGUACAAACGAUGGUGACUCUUUCAGAUGUUCAGAUGGUGGUUGUGUCCCUUUCCAUCUCACUUGCGAUGGGAUACCACAUUGUGCUGAUAGAUCCGACGAAGAACCUGGGUAUUGUGGGUACCGUAGCUGUCCUUUGGGCUGGUUUCCGUGCCAAAAUAAAAUGUGUAUUUCGCUAAACUUGACUUGCAACGGAGUGGAUGAUUGCGGGGAUUCUACUGAUGAACAGAAUUGUUCUUGUCCAGAAGAGACGCAUUUCCGAUGUAAAAAUGGGGAAUGUUUGGAUAUAGCGCACAGGUGCGAUAAUGAACCAGACUGCCAAGAUAAAACUGAUGAAAUUGGAUGUGAAAUGCCGAAUUGUACGGAAAAGCAUGGCAAAGACUUCGUCAAUUGCAAGUUUACUACAACCUGUAUUCAUAAAGACUGGUUUUGUGACGGCGAUGACGAUUGCUGGGACAAUUCUGACGAGCACAAUUGCACAGUUUCGAGACCAAAUUGCGACAAAGAUCAAUUUCAGUGCCUUAAUGGCGCCUGUAUCGACUUGAGAUUAAGAUGUAAUGGAGUAGCUGACUGUUUAGACGACGACAAUAGCGGCAUCGCUCUAGACGAGAUAAGUUGUGGAACUAACAACCAAUGUCGAUACGAUCAGUUCAUGUGCGAGAACGGUUCCACUUGUAUACCUAUAUCGUGGCGUUGCAACGGUAUUCCUGAUUGUUUGGAUCAGAGCGAUGAAGAGAAUUGCCACAAACAUUGCCGUAGCGACCAGUUCCAGUGCACUAACAAUGAAUGUAUUCCGAAAUCAUGGCAAUGCGAUGGGAAUCCAGACUGUAACGAUCAAUCCGAUGAAAGCACGCAUUGUCAAACGACAACUUGUGCUAAAUACGAGUUCAGAUGUAAUGCUACCGGCAGGUGUAUUCCAAUGUCUUGGGUUUGCGAUGGCGAGGCUGAUUGUCCUGAUAAUGCCGAUGAACACAUGUUGCAGGAUUGCAAAUUCGUCAGUUGCAACACCAACCAAUUCCGAUGCUCAGACGGGCAAUGCAUAGGCAAAAUCUACUACUGCGACGGCGACAGAGACUGCACGGAUGGUUCAGACGAACCGCACGAUUGCUUCAAAACCUGUGAGUCGGACGAAUUCCGGUGCGAGAACGACAAGUGCAUUCCCGAAGUCGCCAAAUGCGAUGGAAAAGACGAUUGUGGGGACGGAAGUGACGAAACGUCGUGCGAACCAAAAAGCGAUGACUAUUAUUGCAAAGAAAAGGGAUGGUUCUAUUGCGACAACGGUGUUUGUAUCAACGAAACGCUUUUAUGUAACAGCGAGAAUAACUGUGGUGACUUUUCGGAUGAAAACAAAUGUAGAAUCAACGAGUGCACAGCCUCACCGCCUCCAUGUGCCCAAACAUGUAUCGACAAACCGGUCGGAUACGAAUGCCGGUGUGAGCAAGGCUUUAAAGUAAGCCCGAAAGAUCCCCAUCAUUGUGAAGAUAUCGACGAAUGCGAACAGAAACCUUGCAGCCAGAUCUGCAGGAAUACCAGGGGCUCGUACCAUUGUAGUUGCAACGAAAAUUAUGUUUUGAGUUUUGACAAGCAUUCCUGUAGGGCCAAUUCCAGUGUCAAAGUCAACCUUAUAUUGGCGAAUAGGUACUAUAUUCGAGAGCUUGACCUUAUGGGUCACAGCAGUCUCCUGGCCCACAAUCUAACCAAUGCUGUGGCUUUAGAUUUCGACUGGGCAACCCAGUGCAUUUACUGGUCGGACGUAGCUCAGUUGGGAUCUUCUAUAAAGAGACUCUGUAACUACAAGACAAAUUCCACGGACGUUGAAAUAUUGCAUUCGCCUACUUUGCAAAAUCCUGAUGGCCUGGCGGUUGACUGGAUUGGAAGAAACUUGUAUUGGUGUGAUAAAGGAUUAGAUACCAUCGAAGUGUCCAGUCUAGACGGCAAAUUCCGUCGUGUCCUCCACUCUAAAGGCCUGGAAGAGCCCAGAGCAAUAGCCUUAGAUCCUACAAGAGGAUAUUUAUACUGGUCCGAUUGGGGAUCUCGUGUGCACAUCGGCAAGGCAGGCAUGGAUGGUUCUAAUCCAAGGAUCAUUGUCAAGAACAACUUAGGAUGGCCCAACGCUUUAACCGUAUCGUAUGAGACCAGCGAGAUAUUCUGGGCUGAUGCGAGGGAAGAUUAUAUCGCUGUGGCAGAUUUGGACGGCAAUAACGUCAAAAUUGUAGCUAGCAGAGAGAGGAAUCAAAAAUUGCAGCUUCAUCAUGUAUUUGCUAUUGAUGUGUGGGAAGAUUAUAUUUACUGGACUGACUGGGAGACUAAAACUGUCGAAAGGUGUAACAAGUACAGUGGAGAAGACUGCAAGUCUAUUUUAUCAACAGUUCAUCGUCCUAUGGAUAUCCGUGUCGUCCAUCCCUUCAAGCAGCCUCCUGUUAAGAACAAUCCGUGUUUGACAGCAAAUUGUUCAGCUCUAUGUCUUUUGACGCCAUCUGCACCUUAUUACACCUGCGCAUGCCCAGCCAACUUCAUAUUGGGUAAAGACGGUCGAUCUUGUGUAGCCAACUGUACGACAGUCCACUUCGAAUGUAAAGUGAACUACAAGUGCAUACCCUUCUGGUGGAAAUGCGACACCCAAGAUGAUUGUGGUGAUGGUAGCGACGAACCUCCAGACUGUCCUGUAUUCAAAUGUAUGCCGGGACAAUAUCAGUGCAAGAACGGACAGUGUAUACAUCCUUCCGAUUUGUGUAACGGCAAAAAUGAUUGCGGAGACGGUUCAGAUGAAAACGAUUGUGAGGAUUAUACUUGUCUUAAUACUCAGUUCAGGUGCGAAGGCAACUCAACCAUACCUCCAAGAUGCAUUCCAGCUAAGCAACGCUGCAACAAACAUCCCGACUGUCCAGGAGGAGAUGACGAAGUCAACUGUCCUCCAGUAACUUGUCCUCCAAACCAGUUCAAGUGCGCCAACGACAAAUGUAUACCAGCUGUAUGGGUGUGCGACAAAGACAACGAUUGCGUCGAUAACUCUGAUGAGGAACAAGAUUGUAGUGACAGAACUUGUGGACCGCAACAUUUUAGAUGCAACUCUGGAAGAUGUAUUCCUCAUUCUUGGUUGUGCGACGGAGAUCCAGAUUGUUCCGAAGCUGAAGACGAACCAAAGACUUGUAGCCAUCCAGAUUACCAUACGUGUGAACCUUCCUACUUCAAGUGUAACAAUAAUAAGUGUAUUCCUGGACGUUGGAGGUGCGACUAUGAAGGAGAUUGUGGAGAUGGCUCUGAUGAAGAAGGUUGUGUUCCCCGGAAUUGCUCCGAAUCGGAAUUCAGAUGCAACAAUAUGAAAUGUAUACGAGGGGAUAUGAAAUGUGACGGUGAAUACCAGUGCGAAGAUAAGUCUGAUGAAGCUGACUGUCACGUCCAAUGUAAAAAUAACGAAUUUCAGUGUUCUAAUCCCAGCGUUUGUAUAUUUUUAUCCUGGAAAUGCGACGGCGAAGUCGACUGUCCAGACGGUUCGGACGAAGCGAAUUGCUCCGACACUUGUCCCUACAACUUCAGAUGUAAGAACGGGUUUUGCAUCAACGAGCUAUGGCGAUGCGACGGACAAGAUGAUUGUGGCGACGGAUCAGACGAACAAAACUGUUUCUCGAACGUCUGUCCUGCCGGCAGGUUUAGAUGCAAGAACCACAGGUGUGUUCCGAUCAAUACAUUGUGUGAUGGUAAGAACCAGUGUGGUGAUGGAAGCGACGAGGAUAAGCAUAUUUGCAGAAGGUACGGCCUAUGCCCUCCCACCCAGUUCUCGUGCAAAGAAGGCCAUCGCUGUAUCGACGCCUCCUUGCGCUGCGACGGGUCUGAAGACUGCGAAGACGGCUCAGACGAGCUGGAGUGCGAAACGCCCGCUUGCAAAUGGAACAGCUGCUCCCAGGUGUGCGUCGAGGUCAGGCACAAUCAGACUGUUUGCAAAUGUUUGCCUGGGUACAGGCACACGGACGCUGGUCAGUGCCAGGCGAUGGGUGGGCUAGCAGAGUUGGUGCUGGCCGCGGAGGCUGAAUUGAGAUUGAUGUCGCCGUAUAAGAGUGGAGAUGAUGACAAUAAGCAAAGGAAAACUUUAGCUACAGCUCCAGGUUACAAGGUAGACGCUGUAGACAUCCUUUCAAGUGGGCGACAAGCCAUAGCCUACUGGACGAACCAUCAGUCCAAACGAGUGCAGUCCAUAGUUAUUCACAUAGACAAAGACGGAAGAUCCAACAGAGAUGCGGACGUGGCAAAGACGAUUCUAUCCAAUUUACGCGAUCCUAGAGGUAUUAGUAUCGAUUGGAUUGCGAAAAGAUUGUACAUCACCGACGGAAAUAGGUUGCUGGCGUCCAGCUUGGACGGUAAUUCGUAUUAUACUUUACUAAAGGCCGAUACUCCCAGGGACAUUGUUGUUGCUUCUGAUCACGGCUUAAUGUUUUGGGCGGAUUGGGGUCCAGCAGCCAGAAUCGAAAGGGCCGACAUGGAUGGUCUGAACAGAAGAAUCCUAGUGAGUAACGACAUCUCGUGGCCUACUGGCUUGGCUAUUGACCACGGCACCGAAAGGUUAUAUUGGGCCGAUCCAAAAACGAUGACUAUUGAAAGCGUUUUGUUUGAUGGAACUGAUAGGCACGUCAUCAGACGUUUUGACAAAGAUAUUCGCCCAUUCAAGAUAGAAAUCUUCGAAGAAAACGUUUUCGUUUCCACCCAAAACAAACACGAUAUUUUCAGGAUGAAUAAGUUCGGAAAAGGAAAUAUCACUUAUUUAGUUCAAGGUUUAACCAGAAUCUCCGACAUUCUCAUUUUGCACGAACAUAAGCACAUGAAGAUGAAGAAUACUUGCAAUGACUACUGUCCUGAUAGUGAAUUCUGCUUGUUAAGACCGAGAGAUGCAACUUGCAUUUGUCCUGACGGUUAUGUCAAAGAUAAUUUGACGUGUAAAGCAGCAACUUCCAAACCAAACGACUGUUCCCUCAACUGCCACACUGGCACGUGCAGAAUCAUUCCAGAUCAAGGUCCCAUGUGCAUUUGUCCACCCCAGUAUACAGGAGCGAGAUGCGAGCACUACAAAUGUUCACAGUACUGCAAAAACCACGGAGUAUGCUACGUGGACGUACUUGCUCUUAAAAACCCCGAUUCCAAAUCACCUCUGAGGUGCAAUUGUCCGCCCCAAUGGACCGGUGAACGAUGUGAAACGGCCGUGGAUCUUUGUGAUGGAAGAUGCCAUAAUAACGGAAUGUGCCUCAUAUUAGAGACUGGUAUACCUCACUGCACUUGUCCGCCUGGAUUUUCUGGAAAUCGCUGCCAGAACUGUGAAAAACUGAAUUGUCAUAAUGGCGGUGUCUGUAGGAUGGAAAACAGUAAAGAAAUUUGCGUAUGCCCCAUUGAAUAUAGAGGUCGUUCCUGUGAAAUAUCCGUCUGCGGCAAACACGGCCGCCCUACGGGCGACGGAUCCAAAUGCAUCUGCGCACCAGGCUAUACGGGUGAUGCUUGCGAUCGAAAUGUCUGCGAAAAUCACUGUUUGAACGGUGGCACUUGCCGCCAAGGAGUCAAACAACCCGAGUGCAUCUGCAACAAGUUCUAUGGAGGAAGAAGGUGCGAGUUGGAAUUGUGCUUGGGGCGGUAUCCGCCAAAAGGUUGCUCUGAACAGUGCAGCUGUAAGAACGGAGGAGUCUGCGUCAAACCCAAUGAGGAUAUUGAUGAAGUGGUUUGCCAGUGUCCCGAAAGCUUCUAUGGAUAUAAUUGCGAUAAAUAUUUAGUGGGACCCAAUCCUUGCGUGAACCGAUGUUUGAACGGUGGAAUCUGUGUCAUUACCAAUACAGAUCAACCUCCCGUCUGCCAUUGUACCAAGAAUUGGACAGGACCCGAUUGUGAUAGACCGGCAGCUUGUGAACAAUUUUGUGAAAAUUUCGGAACCUGCUCAGUUAGCGACGGAAUACCCUACUGCAGCUGUCCCACUGGCUUCUCGGGAGUAAAGUGUGAACUGGACAGUUACGGAAAGGUACCUCAAGUCAAAGGACACGGAAGUAUUGCAAUACCGAUCUUGGCAGCUCUAGCGGUGAUAAUCGCAGUAUUAGUAGCGGGUUUCCUGGUCUUUGAAUUUUACGUUAAGAAGCGGACGAUUUUCUCUCACGAAAGGCUGCAAGAGAACGAUUUCAGUAAUCCCAUCUUUCCAGAGAGAGAUGCAGAACCUUUUACGUUAGAAGCUGACAAAGCUGGUAACUUUGCCAAUCCAGUAUACGAAUCAGUGUACAACGGAGGUACGAGUAGUAGCGUUAGAGACGAAAAGGCCAUCCUCCUAGAACACACCGGAGAUGAAUCGACGAGGCCGCCAACGGAAGAACUGUAGGAAAAUUAUAUCGAGUUCAACAUAUCAAUGUGUAAAAAGUAAGUCGGUCAGCUCUGUCAAUUAUGCGUAGUGCACGUCAAAAAAGGUGAAAUGCAAAUGUAGUGACAUAAGAUCAUUGAUCAUCUGUAUUUAUCAUCAGAAUAGUAAUCAGAAUAGAGUCAAGGGCGUUUCUAAAAGAAACAAUAAAAUAAGAUUGUGAUAGGUAGUAUCGGGUAGUAAAUAACAAUCGGAGAAAGAGUUCGUUUUUGUUACGACAUUUAUGUUAACCUAAACAAACAAAACAAAAUGGAAAAUUAUUUCGUUAUUUAAAUAACGCUAAACGCGUACAUGCGUAACUGCAUAUACGACUUUCGAGACAUGGGGGUGUCUAACUCAACACGUCAGAAGUUCAGAAAGAUAAUAACCACGUUCAACACACGUAGUAGUUGGGUAGGAUAGGAAUCUAUCGAUUUCGUUCAACUCACUAAAUCUACGAGCUUCAGAACACGUUCAGCUCACCUGUUCCGAUGUGUAGAUAGGCAUUAUCCGUUAAACGCACCGAAAAUGACCCUUAAUGCAAGUAAGUAAGAAAUUUGAUUUAACCCGGACUGUGAGAAAUGUCCACCCUAUCGAAAAGCACAUUCGGGUGUAACAAUUCAUUAGAGCGAGGUGUAUUAACCUGACUAAAAACAGGAGUCACUCCACCUCGCUCCAAUGCUCCAGACCAUCCCUUUCCUCCAUAUAGCACGCUGAUGCGCGAUAGGGCAAAACUAUCAGCCAAAUGCUCUUCACAUGGGAAUCCUGGGUAAUAAGAUUCCAAUGUGGUGCCAUAAUCGGUUUUCAAAACUUAGGCCAGCGUGAAGCCCUCUAUGCCUUUAUCCUCUAAUGACUUGUCCGCGAAUUAAAAAUUGCUUGCUUGGGCACCAAGUCACUGUACCGAGCCAAACGAGGCUCGGCCCAGUGACUUGGUGCUCAAGUUUUUUGGGCCCUACUUGCCCGGAUUUUUUUGUUUUUUAUAUAUUUUUUUUGGGUGGUUUUCGCCGAUUUUUUAUUUUUUUGGUUGGCUUUCGCCGUUUUUUUUUUAUAUUUUUUUAUAUUUGUUGGUAGGCUGUCCUUAUUUAAGAUCGUGGUAUUGGACCUACACAUGGGAUGCAUGUUUCUUCGGCACUUGGUGAUUCGAGCUACGAACUAUCUACUUGUUUUAUCUUUACUUAUUUAUUCUUCUUUUAUCUCUAUUUACUUUAGUUUAUCUUCUUUGUCCACUUUAUUUUCUUAUUUAUUUCACUUUUCACUUGGUCCCUCUUUAUUUAUUCCACUUUGUUUUCUUUAUAUCUCUUUAUUUCUUUGUCUUUUUUACUUUAUUCCACUAUUUGUUGUUUAGGACGUUUGGGCUUCCAUCGGUGGAAAGCGAAUGCGAAGUUGGAUGCUCCAGCUCCGCGAAUUUUUCUCUUGCCUCGUCUGUCAUUAUCUCCAUGACUCUGACCUGCUGUAGCUCUCUGAAUAGGAUUCGUUCAGCGAUGUAUUUCGGGACUUUAACUGCUUCUCUUAGGCUGUUGUUGUGGGCCGCCUGUAUCUUCUUUUUGGUUGUGUUGCAUACGUGUCCCCAUGCGAGAGAUGCGUAUGUUAGUACCGGUAAUAUGAUGCUGUUUAUUAACCUUAUCUUCGUUUUUAACCUUAAUUUACUUUUCUUUCCUGUGAGUCCUCUUAGUAGAAUGACCCUUAAUGGAUUUAUGUUUGGCCUUUGAUACUGUCAGGGGUAAGAGAUAAGAGAAUAGUAUCGUCACAAAAUUAUUUUUUUGUGUUUAGAGUGAUCAAUUUCAGUCACCGUCAGUGGCGGUUCGUUAUAUUUGAAUUCAAGGGCGGCGGAUUUUUUCAUCCUAAUUGGAAUACUAAUGCGAUCCAAAUGACAGUCCCUAAACGACCCAUUAAGCUGCAACGCAUAAUAGAGAAUCAAUUUAAAAGCUUACUUUCCAACAUUUUUCGAUCAUACUAUCUAAAAAAUAUUAAAUCCUUUGGUACUGACUUCAUAUAUAGGUUAUUUCAUCACAGCGAAUCUGGUGUACAAUUUCUUCUUUACAGUAUUAGUCUAGGCGCGUGUCCUUUUCAAAUCUGAUGGACAAACUCAACGGUUUCUUAUGGAUUUUUUGCUGCUGAUUACGAAUUUCGAGGGUGGAUUUCGAUCCAAGUGGUCAAAAAAUUGUUAUAAACAAUUUAAUUCUUUAUAAGGCACUGCCUCAUAAACUAAAAGAGAUAGAAAAAAUUUUCAAAUAAAAUUUGUUCCUUAAUAAAAAACGAAGAAAAAAACGUUUACUAAACUUAAAUCCAACAAUUAGAACUCACGAUAUUGUAAAAUUAGUGCACAAUGCAAAUUGCAAAAUAAGUAUUUUUCGAAGUUUUAUCGAUCAUAACUCGGCUUCUAUGCAUGCAAAUGAACCUUAGAAGGUCUCAUUUUAAAGCUUAAUGAAUAGGCUUCCAAACAAAGUUUGUUAAAUUACUUUAUCUUCAUUUCUUUUAAAGUUAUAAACGUUUGAAGUUAUUAUUUUCUUGUUAUUAUUUUCUUUAAAAAAUUGUACAUUAAUUUGUUUAUAAGGAUUUCAAGCAAAUUUGAGCUAUAAACAUUUAUACUUUAAUUAACAAUAAUGAUAGAAGAACUCAGGAACAUUUUGAGCUUACGAAAAUGUUCGUAAGUUUAGUUUUGGCCAAGAUAUCGAUAUUUUAAUGGCGCGCUGUGAGGCGCAAGAGUAUUAUUGUUAAUUAAAGUAUAAAUGUUUAUAGCUCAAAUUAGCUUGAAACCCUUAAAAACAAAUUAAUGUACAAUUUUUUUAAGAAAAUUAUAACUUCAAACGGGUAUAACUUUAAAAUAAAUGAAGAUACAGUAAUUUAACGAACUUUGUUUGAAAGCCUAGUAAUUAAUCUUUAAAAUGAGACCUUCUAAGGCUCAUUUGCAUGCGUAGAAGCCGAGUUAUGAUCGAUAAAGUUUCGAAAAAUAUUUAUUUUCCAAUUUGCCAUUUGCAUUGUGCACUAAUCUUACAAUAUCUUGAGUUCUAAUUGUUGGAUUUAAGUUUAGUAAACGUUUUUUCUUCGUUUUUUAUUAAGGAACAAAUUUUAUUUGAAACAUUUUUUUAUCUCUUUCAGUUUAUGAGCCAGAGUGUUAUAAACAAUUAAAUUGUUUAUAACAAUUUUAUGACUACUUGGAUCGAAAUCCACCCUCGAAAAAAUACCGGAACUUCUGACCAUUACGUUGAGGCAAGGCGUGGAUUCAUUCACAAAUGUAUAUUUUGCACACGAGGAACUGUUUUUGUUUGCAGCAGGCUCAAAUAUACAUAUUUUUAUUCGUUUUUAUAUUUUUCUCUUGGUGUUCUUUCACAAAGUCGGGUUUAUCAAUGAGAUAUUACAUGAUUAAUUCGUCCGAAAAGCAAAAACUCAAUCAUAUCUAUGAUUUGCUCCCACAUUCAAGGUCACAAUGAUUAUCAUACUUCGUUAGGAAACCAAAUUAUUAAUUUUUCAAUAAAGAUGAAGUGAGAUAUAGCACGGCGCACCUUCUUUAUGUUACAUGUUAUACAGCACAUGUUAUUUAUGUACGUUAUUUAUGGAGUGGUGUGCAAAACGAGGUAGUUUCAUAUUAAGCAUUCAAUUUUGCAUUAAAUUGUUGAGGUUUAUUUUUGCUCAAUAAAAUCUAAGCAAGCUCAAAAAAUGUGCCAAGAACAAAUAAAGCCAAAGUAAUAUGAACGAAAUUCAUAUCAAUACUGUUAUUUGGAACUGUUAUAUUGGCAAUAAUUAUUAAUAAUUUCAUUACACUAUUUCUACUUUUUGACGUGCACACCGGAAGAAAGCUUUUACUAUUGUUAUAAAUUAAUUGCUGUGACUUGUGCCAUUUUUGGGCAAUCGUCGUAUUAAGGUCAUUUAAUUUCCAUAUUAUUAUUGUUGCCCAACAUAAUUUGAAUCUUUUUUUAACCCGAAAACAAUCGAAAAAUCAGCAAAAAUCAAACGCCGAAAGAAUCACGCAUGGAGAUUUUCCAAGUGUCAACUGUCAUUUGUCAACUGUCAUUUGCCAACUGUCAUUUGUGGACUUUCGUUAAAUAGUCUUUGCUCAAUGGCUUGUUUAAUUUCAGUGAUCAGUGGUUGCAUACAAUUCAAUUAUACAAAUCAAUGAUUAGUAAUUAAGGAGUUAGAAAUUAUGAAAAGUAUAAAAACUAGAAAACUGGAAUAUUUGGGUCACAUUACCAGAGGAGAAAAAUAUGAGUUGCUGAGAAUUAUUAUGCAAGGAAGGAUCCAAGGAAGAAGAGGCAUAGGAAGAAGACGCAUCUCCUGGCUGAGGAACCUUAGAGAAUGGUUUAACUGUAGUUCAUUACAACUAUUCAGAGCAGCAGCCAACAAAGUGACCAUAGCCAUUAUGAUAUCCAACCUCCGAUAGGAGAGGGAACUUUAAGAAGAAGAAGAUUAGUAUAAAUCUUGUCUGUUGAUUCUUUAUGUAUGUUUUUGCUGAUUUUUCGUUUGUUCGAACUAACAAAACUCAUACGUCCUUGUAAAUAAAGUGACUGAUAUUAAAUCGAUUAUAUUUUUUACUAAUCUUUGCAAAAUAAGUUUUUUGUAUUAUGAUGGUUGUGUAUGUAUAUGUUGUAAUUUUAAGGUUAAGUGAAAAAUAUUUCGUAAUCUACCGUACCUAUUAGUGUUAGUGAGAAGCUGAAAUGCUUUUCAGAGGCGUUUGCCUCGUUUUUAUAUACAGAACGUCCAAAUAUCUGCGUAUGAAAGGCGACCACGUUGACACAUCGUAUUCUAUUCACAGCAGCUUCAUCACAUUGACCCGUCUUAUUGGGUUUGUUCCAACAAGCAGCCAAACCAGUCGGAAACUAUCAGCGAAUAGUCGACCAGCCGAGUAGAGGAAACGAGGGGAUAACACUGAUGAUUUUAUUAAUGUUCUCUCACUGACCAACUAUUUGCUGACGAAUUCUGACUAGUUUGACUGUUACUUGGAACAGACCUAUUAUAUCCACUUCCUACGAUUGGCCAACCAAGAUAUACGUCUACGUCCCUGGCCUCUCUUGCCCUCAAUCUUGCCUUGUAGAAUCAACUGUCUAAGUCGGUAUUUACUAUUACGCGUAAUGUGGCCGAAUUGCCAAUUUUCUGUUCUUUACGGUGUUAAUAAUUUCUUUGUUUUUUCUUCGCCUCUGAAGAAUAGUUAUGUUAGUUGUGUGGUGUAUAUAUGAGACCCUUAACAUACGUCGGUAACAUCACAUUUCAAAUGCCUCUAAUCGUUUCAUGGCAUCUUUUGCUGAUUGCGGCACAUUUGUUGUCACGGCACAUAACGACACUCAUUUUGACAGAUAAAGUACAGCUAUUAAUAUUAUUAUAUUAGAGAUGAAAUUCCAUUGUUCGUUUAUUGUAUGCAACACUUGGAUACUAUUAUUAUUAUUGUUAUUAAUUAAACUUAAUUCAAAGAAACGAAGAACUUUUCGACAAAAGAAAACCAAUGGAUCUGUUUAAUCCGUCACUAGAAACACAAAAUACGGCCGAGAAUUUACACUCUACGACGACAGCAGCCACUUAAGCCUACUUCGGCUCUGGAACAAAAACUGAACUGAACUAAAUACAAACAACUAUCUCCAUUGAACUAUUAUCAACAAUUUUCUCCAUCAGCAAGGCAAAGAGCCUGCUGACGGAAAAGCACCAGCUUUUUACUCUAAACUACCAGAACUGAUCUCGAAUAUCUUAGAACUCUCUCACAACCCCAAAACUCAUUACAUCUCCCCAUUUUUCUAUCCUACUCAACCAUGUCCGGUUUUACCAAUCAAAAAAUUAGUCAAUUUCCACUCUUCAUUUCAAAACGAAUAGAAAAGAUUUAAGCAAAUUUCAACCACGCCUUCAAAGGCAGUAACUCUUUCUCUCGCAAAUAGGACUAAACCAAACGAAAUCCUGAUAACCAUAUCUCAGCUAAAUACCUUCUGAUUUAGUUUUCGCUGUUUUUCUGUUUUUCUCUGAUUUAGCUUUUCGCACAGUUGGCCCACUAGAUACCAACAAAUAUAUUAUAUAAACAACACAGAGUCACUUAAUCUCUAUAAGAUAAACAUUUUCCAGUUUCACAGUCGCCAAAAAUACAUUAGUAAAAUAUUUACGUGUCCCGAUUUUUUGGCGGUACGAAACAUAUUGAGGUCCCUCAGAUAAAAGAGAUAUGAAUAUCCAUGAGAACACAAGAUCAAUUUAACAUUGUGAGAAACGAAUUACGUAAUACACUGAAACACAAACAUGAUUUUAAGUAUACAGGGUGAAGAAAAAAUAAUAAUGACUUUCGGACCGUUACAAAGGAGUACACUAAAGAUGUAACAUCUAAGAAUUCUUCUGCGUAUAUUGAUACUUAAAGAUAAGGUAAAAAAGCUUCUGACUUUUUCAAUAUGAGUUUUUAUUUCGAAGCUAUGGUCCCAAGUGUCCUUAAUAUUGCAGCCCAAAUAGCAUAUUUUCUCCACUCUUUCUAAAGGUGUAUUGCUUGUUGUAAUUUGAGCGUUUAUGUUGGUGUUUUUACUAAUGAUCAUUAUUUUUGUCUUCUUGCAAUUUAGUUUUAGGCCUUAUUUGUUACAUGUUUCUACAACAUUAUCCAUCAUUCUUUAGAGCCCCUGCGCAUUAUCUGCUAGCAAUACUGUAUCGUCUGCAUAUCUAAUAUUAUUUAUAAGUUGGCCAUUUACUGCAAUACCAGAGAACAACGACCACACCAUAUGCAUGACUGGCAAUACCAUCUUCUAAUUCACCCAAGGGUUCUCUUAAGAUGUUUUCAGAGUACCUAUAUGUUAAAUAAUGCUGGUGACAGUAUGCAAUCCUGUCUAACUCCUUUUCCGACUAUAAAGAUCUCUGACAGUUCAUUUUUGAAUCGCACUGUUGCUUUUUGUUGGAGAUAGAAGUUUGAGAUCAAUCUUAUAUCCUUACCAUCGAGUACUGAUGUUUUUAGGAUAUCGAUUAGUUUCCCAUGUGCUACUUUGUCAAAUGCCUUCUUGAAAUCAAUUAAGCAUGCAUACACAUCGCAGUUAACAUCCUUGGCUGUCUGUAUUAGAACUUGCAAACUGAAAAGUACUUCCCUCGUUCAAAGUCCUGUUCUGAAUCCACUUUUUCUAAUUUGGUAUUCUUUUUCUCAUAGGCAUCUUUCAGUGCGUCACAGUUUUUCGAUUUCUUUCGAACGCAUUAAAUUGUAUGUGACAGAAAAAAAGGCACGUCCGUGAUUAAAAUCAUUUAUAACAUUUAUUCUAGUUGUCGAUAGAUGGCGCUAUAAUCGAAAAAAAAUUAUUUGCGAAUUAUAUAAUAUAUCUACGAAUAUAAUCUGUACAAUUUAUAAGACUAUACAAAUGUGUGUGUACUUUGUACGCACGCAAGAAGUUAUACCUCUAUUAUAAUAUAACCUAACUUCAUAUUAUGAUUUCAACGAAAUCCAUAUACCUAUCUCCUUUAAACAGUUUUUUUGUAUUGUAUUUAAAUAUUAAACCAAUUUUAGAAAGAACAAAAUGAACCAUUCACGUAGAUUUCGAGGCCACCACAUCUCGAAUGCUUCGAUGUUUUUUAUGGUCAACUGUUUUAGUGUCCAAGCUCAACUCCAUAUAACGAAAAAGACAUACGUGGUGGAAAAGACAUAACACCGCAGCAUUCGUAUUCGUAACUUUAUGUUGAUAUCACGAUUGCAAAAGAGUUUGCGCAUUCUAUAAAAGACUGAUCUAGCAAUUUCUAUUCUGCAUUUAAUCUCUUUUGUUUGAUCAGUAUCGUCUGUGAUCCAAGCACCUAGAUAUUUAUAACAGGACACACGCUCAAUUAUUGUAUUGUCUAUUACAAGAUUAGCUCUGAUGUUCUUUGAUUUCGCGAUUUCCAUAAAUUUAGUUUUUUUCGAAUUAAUUAAUUAAUUGUAAGGUAUAUUAAGUAUACAGAUACACUAAUACAUUUUACAUCGCAACAUUACCUUAUUCGCAGGCCUUGAAAUAAUAAUUGACAUAUGUCAACGAUAUGACUUUGACACAUGACAUGUGACACAAUUUACUCUGAUUAAGAAAGCAUACAGAUAAUUUGGACGUUCUGUACAAUUUGUACGAAUUACUUUUCACUAAAAAAUCGGGCAGCUAUAUGGUUGUUAAUAAUGAUUAUAUGCUCAAUUACAGUACUCAAAUAGUUUUUCGAAUUUUUGUUAUUGGCUCUCUUUGACUAUUUUCGAGAUGUGAAAUAUAAUACGUAAAUAAGAGGUGCUGCAUUAUUGUGUAGCGACAGAAGUCGAAAACAAGAGAAAAAAAUAUCAAAUGGUACAAUAUUUAGAAUGUAAUGUUUUAUAUUACUGAUCCGUUCGAGUCGGUUUUGUGUAUGUAUAAAUUUUAAAUAUAUAUGUGACAAAUGA
Molecule: messenger RNA, 22621 nt
Organism: Diabrotica virgifera virgifera (western corn rootworm)
Lineage: Eukaryota; Metazoa; Arthropoda; Insecta; Coleoptera; Chrysomelidae
Gene: LRP1
Product: prolow-density lipoprotein receptor-related protein 1
Exons: 37
Coding region: 298-14286 (4662 amino acids)
Molecular function (GO): calcium ion binding; protein binding
Source: RefSeq, a predicted model, not a curated record